Notodromas monacha is the source of this 1337-nucleotide messenger RNA. The record is from the annotation of a GenBank genome assembly. NCBI's taxonomy places the organism in Eukaryota, Metazoa, Arthropoda, Ostracoda, Podocopida, Cyprididae.
AUGAGUAAUAUUCUGACAGAAUUAUGCAUUGGAUUUGUUCGUGUAGGGGAGGGGGAACUACUUCGGAAUAUGUUACGAAAUCGGAAGAAGCCACUUGCGAAAGUCUUCAAAGAAUUGGAUGCAUUCACCAAAGUACCCGAAGAAUACACCGAAACUUCGCGAUCUGGAGGAACUGUGUCAAUUAUUACGUUUGCUGUGAUGCUAUGGUUCGUUGCUUCGGAAGUGUGGCAGUUUUUGUAUGAUUCUGAGAUAAAAUUCAAAUUCGUGCCUGAUGAUGACGUGUCCGAUGCGAAGAUGACGAUCAAUUUGGAUAUCACGGUAGCGACACCGUGUCGCUUUAUUGGCGCUGAUGUGCUGGAUAUAUCGAAGAAUACGAUUCCGACCUUCGGGUCGUUAGAAGAGGAAGACACUUGGUUCGAGAUGACACGUCUGCAAGAGGAACAUUUCGAAAACAUGCGUCACGUAAACCUGUAUCUACGCCAGGAUUACCAUUCUCUCGCGGAAGUUCUUUUCAAAUCGAGGUUUCAGCAGAUGUUCGGUGGUAUCCCGAAGCGAUCGAAAAAUGAAAUCCCGAAUCACCCACCCGACGCUUGCCGUUUCCACGGAUCCUUAUCGGUCAACAAAAUAGACGGAAAUCUGCACAUAAUACAAGGAAAAGUGUUACCCAUUGCCCAUGGGCACGCGCACAUUGGCAUGAUGGGGCCUAUGAAUUUUUCUCAUAGAAUUAACCAUUUUUCAUUUGGAGAGCCCGCCAUUGGGAUAAUAAACCCUUUAGAUGGUGAUGAGCGGAUUGCGCAAAUUGAUAUGAUCAACUAUCAAUAUUUCAUCAAAAUCGUGCCGACGGAGAUGAUGGGAAGAUACUUGGGUGGUACGAGUACAUUCCAGUAUUCUGUGACGGAGCAAGAACGAGAGAUCGAUCAUUCGAAAGGAUCUCAUGGAAUGGCGGGAAUAUUCUUCAAGUACGAGCUUUCUUCCGUGAAAGUUCAGAUUUUUGAGGAAUCUGAAUCACUUGUCAGAUUUUGCGUAAGGCUGUGCGCAGUUGUUGGUGGAAUUUAUGCCACAUCUGGUAAGUUCAAGAACAUCCCUGAAGGGGUUUUGUAUGGAAUAGUCAAUUCUUUUCUUUUUUUGGCCAGCAAGCGGGGUGUUCCCAUGGCCCCAGGGGAUCGUGUUGAUGAACCAAGCUACUCCCUUUUAGGAUCGCACGACCUUACGCUCUCCACAAAUUUGCUUGAGGGUUCCAUGAAUGGGACAUGACGAAUAAUCCGAUGAUCACAUGCUUUCGGUAUUGUGUGAAGUGAUGUUUUGUUGCACGAAAUAUAAUUUUUUUUCUCGCUGGA